CCCAUAUCACGAGUCAAAAACAAUGCGUUUCUCCUCUGCAAUUGUCAUCACCCUCGUUGCUGCUUUAGCCUCAUCAUCAAUCUCUGCCAUGCCCGCUGAAGCUCCUGACACGGCUGUCGCAGAUAAAUGUCCCUGGUUUUGCAAAGAGGACACAGAUUGCGGUGGCUGCAUGGCAGUACGUUAUUGUCUGCCAGGUGAGUCGUAUACUAUCUGCCUUCAGAUCAGCAUUAUGACCGUUGGCACUGACGCGCAAUUUGUUAGUAAUUUGUAGAGUUAGG
Suillus subalutaceus is the source of this 278-nucleotide messenger RNA. RefSeq lists its product as uncharacterized. The record is from RefSeq and is a predicted model, not a curated record. The transcript has 2 exons. NCBI's taxonomy places the organism in Eukaryota, Fungi, Basidiomycota, Agaricomycetes, Boletales, Suillaceae. Bases 23 to 271 code for a protein of 82 amino acids.